CUCCGUGCUCCGGGCCAUCUGGGCUGUCUGUGCUUUCUCCAUAGUCUUUGGGUCACCGCUGGAGUGUCCUAUCGGAGAAACCGUCGUGAACAGCGCACUGCUCGGCUCGAAAUUUCUCGGUUCUGCCGAGGUGCAGAUGCUGGUCCCCGUCGUGUCAGCUCUAAUUCGUCUCAAUACCAUCGAGUUCUGGGCCGCGCAACCCAACGGAGAAGCGAGGCAACAGGCCCUCACGCGCCUCGCCAUCAAGACGAUCCGCUCGGGGGACGGUCGAAGCGUCACAACCGCCCUGUUUUUGACAAGUGGCCGCAGCACAUUUGAAGAGGAGAAGCGAUGGGCGUAUGCGCAGUAUCUGGUCAAUCUCUCCGAGAGUCCUGCCAGCUUCCAGCGGGAAGUGACCAAUUCGCUCUUUCAUCGAUCACCGGUCCCCUUCCUGGCCGGAAACUACGACCCCGUCAUGGUAGAGGCUCUCGAACUGAUGAUUGGAUCAGAGUCGGGAGAGACGGCGGACAAUCAUGUCUUCGCUGCUCGUCAGGUGAUCUGCGCGAUCGCCCGGACAUUGAUAGAUCCACCUCCAACGGCAGAUGGGACCGUGCAUAUGCUGCCGUCCGGUCUUGCGCCGUUCCUCGUCCGACAUCCUUCCCUCGCCAUGUAUACACCGGGCUCUGUCUGGGAGUCCGGUCUGGGGGAAAAGUACACUCGAUACCUGUGCAACUGCAUGCUUUUCAACUUGGCGCACCGACUCGAUCUCAAGGCGUCUCUCGACUCCCUCCA
Messenger RNA from Mycena citricolor, 771 nucleotides. The record is from the annotation of a GenBank genome assembly. NCBI's taxonomy places the organism in Eukaryota, Fungi, Basidiomycota, Agaricomycetes, Agaricales, Mycenaceae.